This is a messenger RNA of Cheilinus undulatus (humphead wrasse), 1210 nucleotides long. RefSeq names its product calmodulin 2a (phosphorylase kinase, delta) (gene calm2a). The transcript has 6 exons. Gene Ontology annotation, molecular function: calcium ion binding. Lineage: Eukaryota; Metazoa; Chordata; Actinopteri; Labriformes; Labridae. The record is from RefSeq and is a predicted model, not a curated record. The coding region runs from base 125 to 574 and encodes 149 amino acids.
GUUAAAGGCGAGUCCAGUAGCUUCUCGCUCAGUGUGUUCAUAGAGUGUCAGUGGAUUGAAGCACCGUAUUGGCUUUCAUUUGAUACGGAUUUUGCCGUUAAACAGCCACCACAUCUUCAUCCAAAUGGCUGAUCAGCUUACAGAGGAGCAAAUUGCCGAGUUCAAGGAGGCAUUCUCGCUCUUUGACAAAGAUGGAGAUGGCACCAUCACCACCAAAGAGCUGGGCACAGUUAUGCGCUCUCUGGGCCAGAACCCCACAGAGGCUGAACUGCAAGACAUGAUCAAUGAAGUGGAUGCUGAUGGUAAUGGAACGAUAGACUUCCCAGAGUUCCUGACCAUGAUGGCUAGGAAGAUGAAGGACACAGAUAGUGAGGAGGAGAUCAGAGAAGCAUUCCGUGUCUUUGACAAGGAUGGUAAUGGAUACAUCAGUGCUGCUGAGCUGCGCCAUGUGAUGACAAACCUCGGGGAGAAGCUUACUGAUGAGGAGGUGGACGAAAUGAUCAGAGAAGCAGACAUUGACGGAGACGGACAGGUCAACUAUGAAGAGUUCGUACAAAUGAUGACGGCGAAGUGAAGGCCUUGUACAGAUUUCGUAUAUAAAUAAUUUGCCUUUUUUUUCUUUGUGUAAUUUAUCUGUAAAAUCUUAAUAGCCCCCUUCGUCCCGCCCCCUCUGCUGUCCAAAGGAACUGCAUGUAAACUGCAUAGGCUCUUGUCCCCAUGUCCCUUUCUUUUGCUGUCAUGGUGUUUUGGAGUGACAGAAUGGUCAUACAACCAGAAGCCUGCGGAGGCCCCUGGGAGCCGGAGAACUUCGAAUCUUCCCGUCUUGUGUGCUCGGGGCCCCUCCACGCAUGGCGACAUUGGAAACCUGUCAGCUGGUUGUCACUUGGCAACACUGUUGGCAUGGAAACAAUGUAGAGGAGUUUAAACUCUGCAUGGACUACGGACAAAGUAUAUAUGGAAAUCUCAGCAUUGCACUACUGCAAAAAAAUGACACGGGUGUAUCUCCUAGGUACUCGUACAAACUCUUUUGUAUCUGCUGUUCUAUAUACCAGAAAACGACUAAUCUUACCAUGCUUUUUAAUGUUUUACUCACUACUUUUACUUUUCUUUCUUUUCUCUUUAUUUUUUUAAUGACCUCUGGUCAUGCCUCAAAUAAUCCAUUCCAAGUUGUAUAUUUUUGUUUUCCAAUAAAAUUUACAAUCUACCCGGA